Molecule: messenger RNA, 3168 nt
Organism: Podospora anserina S mat+
Lineage: Eukaryota; Fungi; Ascomycota; Sordariomycetes; Sordariales; Podosporaceae
Molecular function (GO): protein binding
Source: RefSeq, a predicted model, not a curated record
AUGACUAUGGCUAGUACAAUGCCCUCGUCGUUAUUGUUGCGGCUAACGAAUGUCUGGAGGGCAUUGGUCCUCCGGAGUGAUGUAGAUGACAUCGUCUUGGAGCUGCUUGGAUGCUUCUCUUUGGAAAGGAUGUACGCAGACGCUUCCGACCGGGAUACGUACCAGCAACUGGUGAUCACUUUGCUCUCACAGCUCAAAUCUAUAUUCGAUAUCCACCGGCUGACCCUCCCCGUCGUCAAUGUCCACACCGCUUGGUAUCUGGGUUUUCUCGUCAGCUGGGAGGUGGCUCUGCGGUCCGUUGAGUUUGUUCUUCAAACCAUCAAUGAGAGUCGCGAGACCAUCUGGGAGAACCGUUUGCUGCGAGAGAGAUAUCUGGCCGGUUUUCUUUUGUCCAGCCUUCGCGUCCUGACACUUCACCCCAAACCCCCAGCGAUCCAGCGAUCUCGAGACCGCCGUGAGCGUUUUGCUCGCAUUCACGGUCUCUUGGAGCAGGUUUUCGAUAGCUUUCCUGGCCCGAACUCGUUUCCACUCGCGGCUUGCAAGGAGAUCACUACCCAGCUCCACCUUGACCCUGACAGCUUGGGUCUUCCCCCUGCAUUGGCAUCCGGACUACCAAAUUUGGCAUCGCAGCUGGUAGGGGGACCAACCUUUAUACUACCUCUCUCCGUUCCCCCCUGUCUUCAGCCCGCUGCUAUCGCCGACAUUGUGCCAGCAGGCUACCCUGGAGACUGGCUUGUAAAAUAUCUAGCAUUACGAGACGUGUCGCAAUUCGUAGUUGCCGCCUCAAUCCAAUAUGCUGCCAACAAGGAGACUCGAGAACUGCGUCUCGAGCCAGCCCUGGCGCAUUCCAGAAAUGCGGUUCUGAGUGCGCUCGAUGCCUUACGUAUCCCCCCCCAAUUCUCCCGGGUGGAGAUGGUUGCAACACUGAGCACUAUUUCUCGUAUAGUCUUACCCGACACCCUGGACCUAUCUCAUCAAGACACCGCAGGGAUCUGUGUCGAGGAAUUCGAACUGGAUGCAUUGGAUGCUCUAUUCGCGAGGCUUGUAGCCCGUCAGGCUAUUCACCGCGUCAGUGACCGGGAGACGGUCCAUAACAUGUCUCAGGUUGUCAGAAACAUUGCUCUUCAGGACAAUCCCAGUGGGCAGUUCAUGCCGAAUCAGCGGCCUGGUCUGUACUCUGUGAUUUGCCCGGAAUGUCACAUCAUAGGUGCAUCUCAGUUGAAGCCAACGGACAUCAAUACUCCCACCGAACAUGGUCAUGUUGUUAGACAGCUUCCACCCAAAGCAAGAUGCAUACACUGCGGAGAAGCCAUCACCAUUGCACGGGAGAUAUCAACAGUACGGCAGACUUGGGAACUACUGGAACCACUCCGUCUUGAUGCUGACACCGUCAGCCUGGAACGUCAUUUACCCACACAAUUUCUACUACGGCCGCCCAAGCCACAGACGAGCGGCUUCACGUCACUAGAAUACGGCAAUACACUCGGUAUAGGAGCUGGGAAAUUGGGCGGACACGAAGCCUAUGGCUCUUCGCACCUACCAAAGAUGGUCCUUUCCAGCCCUGUAUCCAUAGAUCCCAUUGGCUCUCUGUAUACUGGGCUUCUGUCGCCUCAAAGCCCCAAUCACUCCCAAAGCCCAUUACCGCUACGUCAUCAACAAUCACAAGCAGACAACAGAAGCACACUUUCGGACCAUCAUAACAAGCUUGAUCCAGCCUUGCUAACAGAUCGGCCCACCUUCUCCCACGACUCGCCUAUAUUUAAACGGCUGCAGCAUAACACAGAUGAGGCUUCAUCCAUAAGCACCCCGAGAUCUGUCCCCGUGGUAACGUCGGCGCAGAAAGGAAAGUCGAAAUGGAGGCCGAAGUUUACAACUAGCAAAAAACCACCUGCUGGCGUAAUAGCAGACUCGAGUUCCUUGUCUUCGACUACGCUUGAAGCCCAAAAGCUCGAGGAAAUCACUCUGACUCCCCUUUGUCAUCCAGAAACAUCAAGGAGAGGGAAAUCGUCGAAGAAUAUCAAUGUUACUCUCUCGCAAAGCUCUACCCUCGCUCUAUUUUGGACCCAGCUGCUCAUACAUGUGUGGGAUGUUGCCACUUCCCCUCCCACCAUGAUGCGGGCCAUUCAGCCAGAGAGCACUUGUAUCCUGGCAGCCGUCGCCAGGACUCAUUUAGCAUAUGUUAUUGGAACAAGAGAUCAGAAACUUACGCUGCGUAUUGUGAAUCUCGUGCAACCUACCGUCUCAGUUAUAGAGUACCGCAUCCCAUCCACAUUAUGGGCAAAAGCAUUAGCGAUUGACCGAGAGGAAAACUAUGUGGUGGUUGGUUUUGAGAAUGCCACUGUGCGUUUCUUCAAGGCAAAAACAUCAGAGCAACCGCGAGAAGACCGUCUACAUGCAUCAUCGCACCGGGAUUGCAGGGGAUGUCCGUCAGUCGACACCCUGGCAUUUUCUCAGGAUGGGUUCACACUUCUAGCGAGCACAAGAAGUUCGAAAACGGGGCUAGUGCAGAUAUUUUCUUGGCGAUUCCCAUUUCACGAAUUCCAAGAGCUGGCAGCCUGCCGGUAUUUAAUCCCACUUCACGAAUCAGAGGACAACGGUUUGUCCGCGGCCAUAUUUCGACCUGGAUCGGAUGGCGAGGAAACGUUGGUUUGUAUUACGACUUGGACCCAAUCCGGUACUCCUAUUUUAAUACAGCCGCAGGACGGACAGAGGAGUGAGAUUAAAGUUGACGGGUCUGGUAAAUCCACCAAACUAGGAACCAGAAUUCAGUGUGCUGCUUUCUCCCCCUCAGGCCGGGAGCUGGUCAUGAUUUACGACAGAGGUUACGUUUUUGAAGUGUCCAACUUGAAUUCCAGCCCCAUCGAUAUCAGAAGAGUAGCUAUCUCGAAGGAGCUUACAGCAAAAAGUGAAUCGUUCGCCAUGUCAUUUGUGACCAUAGCGGACGAGGAAAAUGUUCUGGUGGCCUGGGCUGAUUCGGCGAGAGCUACGGGCUGGAUUAAAAAGAUACCCAUGACAGGGAGGGCAAAUUUCGCAUGCCCUGAUACAUCUGGGUUAUUAUCUGGGUCCUCAUCAUACUGUGCGAUGAGGGAAUUUAUGGGCCCACCAGUUGAGCUUGCUGCUAUUGAAAGGAUCCGCGAGCUGCCAACGGAAACAGACGGUGGAAUAUAA